Messenger RNA from Rhagoletis pomonella (apple maggot), 6141 nucleotides. Its product is annotated as serine-rich adhesin for platelets. NCBI's taxonomy places the organism in Eukaryota, Metazoa, Arthropoda, Insecta, Diptera, Tephritidae. The record is from RefSeq and is a predicted model, not a curated record. The transcript is spliced from 8 exons. Gene Ontology annotation, molecular function: RNA binding; protein binding. The coding region runs from base 877 to 6018 and encodes 1713 amino acids.
UGGCAUUUCAUCGCACGACAGCUCCCAAAUCGGUCGUUAUCAUCACUGUGUCGUUGCUGUGUGAACGCCGUGUCGCAUUCGGUUCGCGGAUGCUUGCAUAUCCUUCAAAUCGGCGCAGCAUUUUUUACAACGGCCUAAAAUAUGGGUAGUCACUUUUUUUCCGCUGACCAAAAAUUUCAGUGGCUUUGCUGUCAGCAUCAACCUUAUCAAUGUCAGUAUCAGUGUGUGUGGCCGUUUCCGGAUUUGAUAUCAACUCGACGCAACAAAUUCGCACGCAUUUCUUUUUCCACAACCGUUAUGUAGUGUGAAGGAUGUGCGCUUGGCUCAAACGCACGGUGUAACGUGAACUGGUUAAUGGAUAUUUAAGUGGGUGUUAAUUUUUUUGUGUUGUGUGGUGUGUUUUUAUUUGGCCAUUUUGUUGCCGGAAGUUAAUGUGACUCAUAAAUAAUUAAGCGUUUUUAGUGUGGUGGCCUGCCUUUUUGGUGGUGUGGGGCGUACGUGACUGAUUUUUUUUUUUUUUUUUUUUUGUAAGCCGAUGUGAAAAACUCUGACAAAUUGAUGGAGUGUUCAGCUGUGAUGAUAUUUUGGUUUUAUUAUAUUUGCAAUUUGAUUGCAAACUAAUUGGCAUAAAUGACUGAUUUUCAAAAUUGAAGACUGUAAUUUACAAAAUUGUAAGAAGCAACAAAGUUGUGGUAGGUUUUUUUUUGAAAGAAAUUUGAAAAGAAAUUUGAAAAAUUGUAAACUUAAAAACAUCGUAUAAUAAGAGUGUAAAUUAUAUGAAAAUGUACUUUUCAAAUUGCACAUUUUUGUGAAGAAGACCAAACGGUCAAUAAAUCAUACCACUUAAAAGUGAAAUCCGAAUUUUUUUAAUUAUCAAUGUGUGAUCGCAAUGUACCCGUUUCAAAUACAGAAAAAGCUAAAACGAAAGAAAGCCGACGAUAUAAUUAUUAUGGUCCAUCACACAGAGAUUACACAGGAGACCGCCCGCGAAAUAAGUAUAUGAACCCAUCAGAGCCAUAUCAUCGACCAAAUAUUAUUUUUUCGCAACGGUCUGAUCCACCUUACUACCGAUCACAAUGGAACUUAAAUAGAUAUAAAAAUGGACCGAAUAAUAGAAAUAACAGUCGUUGGAUAAAUAAUUCUAUGUAUAAUAAUAAUUCCAAUAACUGCAAUACUAAUUCAAAGUAUGAAAAAAAUGAGACAGGUAGGAGAAGGGAUAAUUCAGUACCACCAUACAGUAAUGAAUCUGAUAGAAAAUCACUGAGUUCUCAAAAUAUUACAAAUACAACAGAAACCGCAAAAACCGAAAGAAGAUCAGAAUCUACACCAGCUGCUAGUAAUCGAGUUGCUGUUACAGAAGAAUCAAAAAUUGUUGAAAACGUAGGUGUUAAAAACUCAACUCAGAACACUGUUACCGAGAAGGAUAAGAAAAAAUCAGAUAAUGUAAUACCAACGCAAAUUCGUAAACUAAACGAAGUAAGAACUUCGCCGAGAAAGAGACCGCCUAAAAAAGAUUCAAAAAAUGCCAGCAAAGUUAAUGAAAAAAGUUUUAAAUUAACACCGAGUAGUGCCAAGGCAAAAAACUCACCUAAAACAGGCAGUGAGAUUUCAAGGAAAAAUCCAAGUGGCAGCAACUUAGCGAAAGAUAAAGAUAAAAUUGCGGUAGCUGAGAGCAGUGAAGUUAAUACAAAAACUAACGAAUUGAAAUUAACAUCAGAAAAUGUGACGAAGAAUAGAGAAGAUAGUUUAACGGUAGAAACUCCUACAGACCAAGUCAGUACAGAAUCCACAGAAAAUAAUUCGCUGAAGUUACCACCCGUAGUGUGUGCAAAACAAAGUGACAAAGUUAAUAAAAAGAUACUCGCCGUAAAACCAAAAACUGCAAAAGAAAGCUGUCAAGCGAAAAGUAGAGACGUUUCCAAAGGAAGUAAAGAUAAAGAACCGACCAUCAGUUCAAAGACUAAAGUAACGAAAAACACUGAAAAAAAACCUAUUGACGUAAAACAACCUACGAAAGAAAAUAAGACUGAUAUUGAAAAAGAAGGUGACGUAGUGAUAAAUAUAAGUGCAGUUAGCGGAAGCUCCAAGAGCUUACAAAUCGAAACGAAUGAGUCAGCUAUAAAUACAGUAAAUGUUCGCAUAGAGUCCGAGGAAAUUACCGCAGCUCCGGUGCCUGAAAUUCCAUGCAUUGAAAUCGAUUUAAACACAUCAGACUCAUCUGAGAACCGGGAAGGUAUUGAUGAAGAAAUCUCCAGCCUUGAAUGCAAAGUUUCACCCAUUAAAGAACCCAGUGAUAAGCCACGAAUCUCUAUAAUUCCCUUAUCUCGACUUAUACGAAACGAACUCAUCGAAUUAACGGAUGACUCAAGUGUAGCCGAGCUCGAAGAUGCGCCUGCACCCGUAAUAGCUACGAGUACACCAACCAAACGCGUCUGCCGACCUAAUCUUGUGAAGAGACGUCGACAAAUUUCGACUUGUAGCAACUCCAGUGGUACCACAGAAAAUCUGAUUGAAAAGGUUGCCGGUAUGGAUAAGUUCGGCAUCAAGCAGGUAAUAAACAGCAGUGGAACACGCUUCGAUGAGGCGUUAAAAGCGCAGGCACGCAAACGUUUGCGCGAAGAGAUACGCAAGCAGUUGAAGUCAAUGAAUCUGGAAGCGGCAAAAGAUUCAGAGGAUGUAAACUUUGUGCCCGAUGAUAUUGUCGAUGCUAUAUGUAUACCAGAUAUAGUAUUGGAGGAGAUACGUAAAGCGUUUGGCAUAGAAAUAUUUUAUAAAAAAGACGCGCAGCCAACAGAUAAUCCGCUGGACGAAAGCGCCGCAAAUGUAGUCGAAAUCGCUGUAGGCGAAGGGGGGAAUGUUACGGCAAUAAAUGCCUCGCCACCACUACAGGAAAGUCUUGUAGAGACGACGUCAACAGCAGUGCAGCCAGUUGUAGAAAGUGCUUGUAAUGCUGAUAAUGCGAAAAAAGACGCUGCAAAAGAGACAACAACACAAAAUGAAGUGGGACAAACAAUGCAAAAUGAAGUAGUACAAACAGCACCACAACCAAUACAUAGUUGCCACAACGAGCAGGCGGUAAUCGAAGACCAAAAAGAUCCAAAGCUAACGGAAACAGUUAAAGCGCCUACGGCGGCUGAAGGCGAAAAAAAGCCAACGGAAAAACCUACAAAGAAGCACCAGAGUUCGACGUCGCGGAAACAUAGUCGCAAAAAGACGCUCAAAGAUGUAAUACUGGUCGAAUCGUCAUCCUCUUCGAGCAGUACGUCUUCUUCCAGCUCCAGCUCGAGUAGCAGUUCCGAUAGUGAAUCUGAGACUUCAGCCAGAAGUGUUUCAUCAUCGGUAAAACGUCGACGACUAAAACUGCGUGUAGAUGCGCAAAAUGUUGUCGAAAGCUUUGAGAAGCUCAUAUUGCCCAGCAUCAGCGAGAGUUUAAAAGCUCGUUACCGCAAUAAGUUUUCGAACUCCACAUAUACGCGCCUACAUUUCAUCUCGUGCAUCUGUACUAGCGAAUAUAAUACGCGAAAAUUCACUAAACCUGAAAUUGCGAAAAUACAAUCUAAUUUAAAAUCAGAGGAUCGGACUGUUGCUUUGGAGUUUCUUAUGCGUGAAAUCGUCAGUGUUUUCAACAAGCAAAAAGAGGCAGCAAAAAAAGAGCGUAGCAGUAACAGAACAAGAAAGGAGACCGAAAGUAGUCCUGACAAGCCGCAAUCAAGCAGGGCACAUGCAGAAGAUGCAAGCCGACGGUAUGACGCAGGCGGCGAUAAAGCUAAUGGAAUUUCCAAACAACAAGCAGUUAAAGGCAGCAGCAGCAGCAGCAGUCGUAGUCGCAGCGGCAGCGGCAGCACCAGCAGCAAUAAGAAAAGUGCCAAUGCAGCAGAAAAAAAUGAUGUUGGAAAAAAUUACGUGCAAUCACAGCGAACACCAGUGCCAUCACCAACGAAAAAUCCACAUCAAAGUGUGAAUAGCCAAGCAUUAAUGAACACAAGCGCGUCAGAUGGGGUAAGAAGGAAAAGUGCUGGCAAUGCAAAAACCGCAGAUGAGGCGGCGGCGGCGGCGGCGGCUGGUGGUGGGAGGCGUAAAACAAGCGCAGAUACAGCCACUGAAACGCGCAACAAUUUACAUGAAAUGAGCAACACCACUAAUCAAGAAGAUUCUAAUGGCAAAUCGUUGGCGAGUGCGACAACACGUCAGCAGCUGCCGACUACUACCAGCACCACAAUCACCACCACCAACGCCGAAGGUAUUGCAACAGCGAAUGAACAACAAUUACACAAUAGCAUUUUCGAAAGCACCAACACCCCCGCGCCGUUAAAUGAGUCGAGCAGCAGCAUAGGCCUGCAUUCUCCUCCCGCUAAUCGCUCAUUACUUGAUAACAAGCUCAGUGGUAGUGGCGCGUCAAAUCUUUUAACGGGAUUUGAGCACAGUAUCAACGGGCUUUUUGGCAUGCCCAGCGUGCCAUCUUUGAUCUCUAGCACACUAUUUCCCAAUGUAGAUUUAGAAGCAUUGCGGCAGCGUAAUAUCUUAGGUGAAUUCGUAGUGAAUAAUCUACGUGAAUACGAUAUGAAGUUGAUGGAAUUGCAUAAACGUAAAAUGUUCAUCGAAGAGAUGAUACUCAAAUUGCAAAGGGACAAAAUGGAAGUGGAUAUGCAAACAAUGCAAUUGCAAAAUGAGAAAUUCUUCUUGCUUAAUACCGCCAUGACAGCAGCGGCCAGUGAAUUGCCGAAACGCGAAGCCGCCGCCGCUGCAGCCGCUGCUAGAACAUCAUCUUUGUCGCCACCAGGCGCGUCGACAGCGCCACACUUAGAUGCACAACCACCUCAACAAGAGCUCCCAAAUGGCAACGCGCGUACUAUGCAGAGCACAAACGCAAAUCAGCGUAAGCGUAAAGCUAACGAUAAUAUUGGCUCAAAUGCUAAGCGAAAACGCGGUCCACGUAAGCGUGGUGGUGCCGCAGCUGCUAAAAAGCGAGCUAAUAAAUCAAAAUUACCAACUGAAACGGUCCAAAUGCCAACACCCACAGCUACUCAAAAGACUCCUGCAGUUGGUGCAGCUACGCGCGAACGCUCUCCGAGUCCAAUCGUUUCAGAUAUGGAACAGACUGUGAGUGAUGUAGAACCACCAUUCAAUUUUGCAGAUAUGCCCUGCUCUACUAUUGAUGUUAGAAGUCCAAUGACACAGCUACAUUUAUACGAGCGUUGGUUAGUAGCCACUGGUGAAGAUGGCCGCUUGUAUCAGUUUUGCGCUAGGACACUCAAAAUGGAAAAGGAAUUCGCCAAACACAGUGAAAAUAUUACACAUUCCUAUUUGUGCUGCGAAAAGAAAGUGCUAUAUACAACAUCACUUGAUGGGUAUUUGAAAAAGACGUCUUUGGAGAACUUCGCCUUGGAUAUCCAGUCUGUAUAUCUGCAAGAGCCAUUACAAUGUAUUGAAGUGCAAUGGGGUUCGGCAUACAUCGGCAGCAGAUGGGGCAACAUAUUUACAUAUGACAUUGCGUCUAACAACCUCAACAGCGCCUCGGUCUCAUCGUCGGAUACUUCAAUUACCGCCAUCAAAGCAACAAAGGAGGGACCACGUCGAAUACUCGUAGUGGCCUCUAAAUCUAAGGAAGUGCAAAUUCGUGAUGCAUCCUCUGGGCUUCUAUUACGCACAAUAACCAUGCCCGAACCACUGAAGGCUUAUAGCUUGCUAUUGGAUGAUGGCAAAAUCUUUUGUAGUACACAACGUAGCAAUAUAUUGAAAUUGGAUUUCACAACCGGUCAACACUUAUCUACAUUGUAUUGUGGUACUGGCGCUGUUUCCAUGCGUCUAUACCAAAAUAAAUUCCUGCUGAUCAGUUCAUUUGAUGGCUUUGUCUAUGCGAUUGAUAAGGCGAAAGAGCGUCCAUGUGGGCGUUUUGCCGGCUGCUCCGGCAGCGUAUUAACUUUAACAGUGGCGAGUAAUAAGAUAAUCUUAACUGCUAAGGACAAAACUUUGAGAGUUAUUGAACUACCAAAAAAUUUGUGUGCUAAACGAAAAUAAGGCAUUUAGAAUUUGUUUUAAAAAUAAUACAUAUUUUAUUUUGUCAUUAUGUAGACGACACAGCGCGGACUGUGAAGUCUAUUGGAGUUUUGCAUUUGUUUUAUUUUUAUGUACAUAUAUAUC